UUCUAUUUUCAGCUUCAGUAACUGAAACGAUCGAUAGGUAGGUUAAAAAUAUUUGAAACGGUCAUAAAUGGACUUACAAAGAUCAUAAUUUGGUUCCAGAAUGAUAUUCUGAAUACUCAUAAAUACAAAUCCCAAUGGAUAUGUCAAUCAAGGCUUCAUUAAAUCGGGCAUAUGUCAACCAAAUUAAGUCAUACUCUUAAAUUAUGUAUAUCUUCGAAAGUAUCAUUUUUUCUGUUUUGAUUUACUGAAUCGUGAUGAUUUUAUUUGAGGGAUGGGUCAAUGUUUGUGUAGGUGUGCUUGCGAUUUUCAUAGAAACCUCAAUUUAGAAGAAGUGGACCUCCUUUCUGAAAAAUCCCUCAGAGCGGUUGAAGAAUUGGUUAUGCUCCUCAAAGGAUAUGUUCAUAAUAAUUGGAUUUUUCGACCAAGACCUCAUAUAAACAGUUUUUCGGUUGAAGAAAAAGUAUAUCACGCAUUACGUAAAGGUAACAAACGCAGCUUGCACAGAUUGGUAACUAGAGAUAGAGCGGAGGAUGGAGUUAGUGGUUUGCAGAUUUUUCUCACCAAAUUGAAACAACCAAUCAUUCCACAAUUCAUUCAAGCUUUGGCAGUUGAUGAGAACAAGGGUAUUACUGCUGACAUAGUAGCUGUAGAUAUGUUAGGACUCAUGAGGCAGAAUCUUCUUCCCAGACAUCUACGUCUUAUAACAACAAUUUUUGACUUACUUCAUUGUGCGGUCAGAAACACACACACGGACGAACUCAAAGGCAGUGCUGUACCCUUGUCGAUGCUGCCCAUUUUUUUUCAGCUAGAGGAUCUUAAUAUUCCACGUUGGAGACGACUUGUAUCAGUGCUAAUGGAAAUGAUUCGAUUAGCCCCGACACAGCUCAAUAUCAUUCAACAUCCUGAAGAUCAACAACAAAUCUCUAGAAUAUCAAGAUAAUAAAAUGUGGGGAGUUCUAUAUUAUUUCCUCUACAGAAUAGCUCGCUCAGGAUUAAUUUCGAUAAGAAAUUCUGUAAUUUGAAUAAAAUACUUAAAAUAAAAGAUUGACUGUUUGGUAAUUUUGA
This is a messenger RNA of Coccinella septempunctata (seven-spotted ladybird), 1065 nucleotides long. RefSeq lists its product as uncharacterized. The transcript has 5 exons. The coding region runs from base 272 to 940 and encodes 222 amino acids. Lineage: Eukaryota; Metazoa; Arthropoda; Insecta; Coleoptera; Coccinellidae. The record is from RefSeq and is a predicted model, not a curated record.